This is a messenger RNA of Grammomys surdaster, 2989 nucleotides long. It is a transcript of the gene Atp1b2, whose product is annotated as ATPase Na+/K+ transporting subunit beta 2. NCBI's taxonomy places the organism in Eukaryota, Metazoa, Chordata, Mammalia, Rodentia, Muridae. Gene Ontology annotation, molecular function: ATPase activator activity. The transcript has 7 exons. Gene Ontology annotation, biological process: intracellular sodium ion homeostasis; intracellular potassium ion homeostasis; sodium ion export across plasma membrane. The record is from RefSeq and is a predicted model, not a curated record. The coding region runs from base 597 to 1469 and encodes 290 amino acids. Gene Ontology annotation, cellular component: sodium:potassium-exchanging ATPase complex.
GCACUGCUGAGGAGCGGAGCCUCCGAUUGGGGGGCCCCUAUCCUUGCCUAUUCCCCCCCCCCGCCCGACUGCUCGUCCCCGCCCCAGCUCCCACUGGCUGGGCCAACUGUGGUGUGGCUGUCGCCGUUUGUCGGAGGAGCCUUAAUCGGCCACCUGCCGCGUUCCACAGCCUCUUUGCAUCUCGGAUUUCGGGGCGGCUCCCUCCCCCAUCUUUCCCUGCUUCUUUGCACCCCGCUUUUUCUGCAUUUCGCUCGAAUUUUGGAGCCGUCUGGUUUUGCACCCCUUUUUGUUUUGCUUCUAGGCGGUGUGUGGGGUGAAGGUGCCUUGGUAUUCCUUCCCCUGGUUAUCUUUCCCUGUUUUGACAGCCCCCUUUCUAUCGCAGUCGGGGGGCCUAGCUUCGGCGCACCUCCGCCGCACUGCCAGCAGACCACAGCGCGUGGCUGUGCACCCCGGAAUUUGCAGCAGCUGCAUAUCUGAUUGGAGUCUCCCUCGCCUCGCUCCCGCGCGCAUUCGGUGCGUGGAGGGCUUCAGCGCGCGACGCCCGGGCUUCUCCGCAGCCCCUAGCAGCGCGCCGGGACUCGCCCCGUGCCUCCAAGAUGGUCAUCCAGAAAGAGAAGAAGAGCUGCGGGCAGGUGGUUGAGGAGUGGAAGGAGUUCGUGUGGAACCCGCGGACGCACCAGUUCAUGGGGCGCACCGGGACUAGCUGGGCCUUCAUCCUCCUCUUCUACCUCGUCUUCUACGGCUUCCUUACCGCCAUGUUCACCCUCACCAUGUGGGUAAUGCUGCAGACUGUCUCUGACCAUACCCCCAAGUACCAGGACCGACUGGCCACACCAGGCUUGAUGAUUCGACCCAAGACUGAGAACCUUGAUGUCAUUGUCAACAUUAGUGACACCGAAAGCUGGGAUCAGCAUGUUCAGAAGCUCAACAAGUUCUUGGAACCUUACAACGACUCCAUCCAAGCUCAAAAGAAUGACGUCUGCCGUCCUGGGCGAUAUUAUGAACAACCAGAUAACGGGGUUCUGAACUAUCCAAAACGUGCCUGCCAGUUCAACCGGACCCAGCUGGGCAAUUGUUCUGGCAUUGGGGACCCUACCCACUAUGGUUACAGCACCGGGCAGCCCUGCGUCUUCAUCAAAAUGAACCGGGUCAUCAACUUCUAUGCAGGGGCAAACCAGAGCAUGAACGUCACCUGUGCUGGGAAGAGAGAUGAAGAUGCUGAGAAUCUUGGCCACUUCGUCAUGUUCCCUGCCAAUGGCAACAUUGACCUGAUGUACUUUCCCUACUAUGGCAAAAAGUUCCAUGUAAACUAUACACAGCCCUUGGUGGCUGUGAAGUUCCUGAAUGUGACCCCCAACGUGGAGGUGAACGUAGAAUGCCGCAUCAACGCUGUCAAUAUUGCCACAGAUGAUGAGCGGGACAAGUUCGCUGGCCGUGUGGCCUUCAAACUCCGAAUCAACAAAACCUGAGGCUCCCCACCCCCACUCACCCACACUUUCCUGUGGAUGCUUCUGGAAUGUCCUUGACCCUGCCUGGUCCCUCCCUCACCCACCCCAAAGGUAUUUUUUAUAACAGAGCUAUGACUUGUCUGAUCCUCACACCCUUUCCCCAGCUUCUUUACCCCGCCUGAGGUCCACACAAUUUCCAACAUCUUCCAGCCUUAGCUGAGCCAGAGACAGAGAGGAGUCAGGAGUUUUCUAACUCGGGAGUUGGAGUUGUGACUCAGCGACAGAGGACUUGCCUAGCAUGCACAAGGGCCUCUGCACUGUUGGAAUUGUCUAGUUUUGAGUUUAUGAAUGAGAUGUCCUUACAACUCCUGUUUCAAUUUCUACUCACAUCCUCUGAGAGUUCUAGAAAAUGGUCCCAUCUACCCCGACUCUACCCCCACAUACCCCUCUCCCGUUUCAGCCGUUUGCUUCCCAGGGGUGAAAACUGUUUUCCCUCCCUUCUCAACGGUGUAGCCACUUUUCUCUUGUCUCUUCACACUUCUGUCACCAUAACAGUAUCUUGGUGGCUUUGACUUGGUGGUUCCUCCAGCAGUUCUGUCCUCUCCUCUCCCUUACCCCUCCCUCUGAAAAACUGCCAUUUGUAGCUGAGUACAAGUUGGUUCUGUGGCCUUUUCCGUCCUUCCUAGUACAUCCUGCUUCUCCUCCAAUUGUGACUCCAAAGGAGGACUGGAAGAGAAGUCUUUAAUUCUUCUAGAAAAUUCUCUAGUAGGCUUAGACUUUUAACUUCGUCCUGGUCCCUCCUGUCAUCCAAACAGCUCCUACUCAGGCGGGCUUGACCUGCUCUGAAUAUCCACUUUGUUUUUAACUGAUGGUUCCCUUCCCCCACUGGCUUUCCCAGAAUAUCUUUCAAGUUCUCCUUCCCAGGGAGCUCUGGGGGAGGGGCCGCUGUCUUGGCUCUAUCCCCAGUGGCCACCUUGGAAACGUCAGCUGGCUGGGGGGACUCCCUGAGCUCAGAUCUACCCACCCCCAUCCUCUUUCUGGCUACUCCUUGCAAGUUGCUAACUGGUCACUAAGGUCUUCUCUUUCUGCAUACCAGCCUGACAGCUUCAGACACCCGCCUCCAGCUCAGCUCUGAAUUUCUUGGCCCCGCCUCCUUUAAACUCUUUUGCCUUUAAACAAACAAACAAAGAAACAAACAACCCCUAUAAUGUCCCUAGAAUGUUAAGAAAGAGCACCCUGCUCCGAGUUUUGGUCCAUCACAGCAGCCUCUUCCUCUGGCCUCUCUGCUUCUUCUUACCCUUCCUAACCUCCCUCCUCUUCACUGCAGCCCCCACGUCUCACCCUCAAGUAAAUCCUUCCCCCUUUCCUCCAACUGGAUCUGUGUCUCUUCCACUUUGGGUAUCCAGGUCUUCCUGCCCCUUCAUCUUCCCGGUGGUCUCCUUCUGCAGUUAUUUAAUGCCUGUGUCAGAUCUACUGUAAAAAGAGGAUAAAGUACAAUAAAAUGAGAGUGAAUAUAUAUAUAAAUGUAUAUCAUACACAGA